Molecule: messenger RNA, 1607 nt
Organism: Capra hircus (goat)
Lineage: Eukaryota; Metazoa; Chordata; Mammalia; Artiodactyla; Bovidae
Gene: ATOX1
Product: antioxidant 1 copper chaperone
Exons: 4
Coding region: 124-330 (68 amino acids)
Biological process (GO): copper ion transport
Cellular component (GO): cytosol
Molecular function (GO): copper chaperone activity; metal ion binding
Source: RefSeq, a predicted model, not a curated record
AGGGGGCGGGGCCGGGACCAGAGGGCGGCUCCUGUGGCGUGCACACCCGGAAGCGCGGCCGCGUCAGCGCUCAGAGCCGGUGGAGGCGUAGUCACCGCCGCAGCCACCACCUCCUCCUCAAUCAUGCCGAAGCACGAGUUCUCCGUGGAUAUGACCUGUGAAGGCUGCUCUAACGCAGUCACUCGAGUCCUCAACAAGCUAGGAGGAGUUCAAUUUGACAUUGACCUGCCCAACAAAAAGGUCUGCAUCAACUCUGAGCACAGCGUGGACACUUUGCUGGAGACCCUGGGGAAAACAGGAAAGGCUGUCUCCUACCUUGGCCCCAAGUAGAGAGGCCCCGUCCAGCAGCCUGCAGGAUGGACCAGCAUGGGCAGUGAAAUGAGGUGAUGCAUGCACACAGUGGGUGCUCAGCCUGGCUACUGUUAUCAUCACUGCAGGGUUUGGGGAAGAAGAUGGCUGGUUGUCCAGUCCAAUAUCCACACAACUCCCCACCCUGCCUCCCCCCAGUGGUGUGCCCCCAAGUCUUGGCCUGCACACCAGCCCUGAGAGAGAGCUCUACAAGCAACUGGCUCAACUCCGGACAGCUCUGGGCGGCGGGGAAAUUCUGGUGUUGAGCCCACAUGCACUUCCCUGGCACUUCUCACAAUGGAGGCUAGGUUUAUCAUGAUACUCAGGCGUCAGUCCAGCACCCCCAUGGUGGCACCUGGCCCACCCCCUCAGCUCUUCCUCCGGAACACAGCUGGAGUCAUCAGACCACCUGGUCACCAGCCUCCUUGUUAAUGCCCCCCCCCUUUUUUUUUAGCUGUACCUCAGGGCAGGUAGGAUCUUAGUUCCCUGACAAGGGAUCCAACUUGUGCCCCCUAGAGUGGAAGCAUGGAGUCUUAACCACUGAACUUCCAGGGAAGUCCUUGUUGAUGCCCUUUUGAUAGUGGAAGCCCAGAAAACACAAGAGGGCCAAGCAGCCCUGGGCCCCCACUGCUCCUAGGCCCACCCAUAUGGUUCAUGGCACCCGGCACAUUUGGAAGCGGAUCCCCUACCCCACUCCGCUUGACAUUUUGGGGAGUGGGUUCCUGAAUCCUAUGGCUCCAUAACAGGCCUGAGGCUACCCGGUCAGGCCGCUGCCCAUCUCAGACCUGACCCCUCCCCUGCUCAGUCACUGCCACUCCCAGGGCCCAGUUUGGAAACCAUCCUCCCUUAAGCAGCCACUGGUGGGUAUCUAACUCCUUUUUUUUUUUUUUUCCUGGUCUAAACAGAAGCUGUGGUUCCCUCUGUGUUCCUGGCAAUUAAAGAGGCCAGAAAAGCCACUGAGAUGGUAGGAAGGGCUAGAAGGAGAGGUGGAAGGUUAGAGGCUGGGGAAGCAGCCCAGAACCUCUAAGAGCUUCAAAUGCCCUCCAGCGCUGUGAGACAAGCUUCCCAGACCCUUCCAUCACCACCUCCUGCCUCUGCCUCCUCCACACACAAAACUCCAGAGGUAGCAGAGGCCUUGAGGAAUUCUAGAAUGUUAGAACUGGACAGCUCUUUAGAAAGAAAAACUCCUAAUGCCUCAUAAUGGAAAUAUCUAAGUUAUGAUGAUGAUACAGAAAUAAAACCAUCUUAUUCAUAAUUCA